Messenger RNA from Zingiber officinale, 1393 nucleotides. Its product is annotated as glycosyltransferase BC10-like. The record is from RefSeq and is a predicted model, not a curated record. The coding region runs from base 109 to 1260 and encodes 383 amino acids. The transcript is spliced from 2 exons. Gene Ontology annotation, molecular function: glycosyltransferase activity. Lineage: Eukaryota; Viridiplantae; Streptophyta; Magnoliopsida; Zingiberales; Zingiberaceae. Gene Ontology annotation, cellular component: membrane.
CAAGAAAGCCAACAACUUAGAACUACUCACUUCCUAAUUAGUAUCCGAACUGCGCGAGUAUAAAUCUCGAUCGAUUGCUUUUGAUCUACCACUGCACAAUCGCAAGCAAUGAAGGAGCAGCUCCGCGACCAAAGGUCACGCCCAGCACCCUCCAUCCUCCCUUCCCAACUCCUCAACCUCAUCACAUUCUGCCUUCUGCUCGCCUUAGCCUUCUCCAUGGGCUUCAUCACCAGUUUCUAUGUCAGGAAUACUACCAUUAUUCAUCCUCUCCAAACCGCUCACGUAGCCCCUCGAAAUCUGUCGUCGUCGCUGCCAUUACCAGUGAAAGCUCAUGUCAUGCUGAGGAGGACGGGCACACUCAUGCACGAGAUGAACGACGAAGAGCUGCUUUGGAGGGCUUCCAUUGUGCCAAGGAUCCAAAGGAAUUCAACGAAGCAAGCGCCUAAGGUUGCUUUCUUGUUCUUGACGAGGGAAGAGCUCCCACUCGCCCCGCUGUGGGAGAUGUUCUUCAAGGGGAACCAGGAGUUGUUCUCCAUCUACGUGCAUUCCCAUCCGGAUUCCAAUUGGUCUCUGCCGAGGGAUUCCGUUUUCUACGGAAGAAGAAUACCCAGCCAGGCGGUGACAUGGGGCACGAUCAGGAUGAUGGAAGCGGAGCGGCGGCUGUUGGCUAACGCGCUGCUCGACUUCUCCAACCAACGCUUCGUCCUCCUCUCCGAAACAUGCGUUCCCCUCUUCGACUUCGCCACUGUCUACUCCUACCUCAUCAACUCCUCCCGCAUCUUCAUCGAAUCCUACGACGACGCCGGCCCCAGCGGCCGAGGCCGGUACCGGCGCCCCAUGAAGCCGCGCAUCAAGCUCCAGCAAUGGCGCAAAGGGUCGCAGUGGUUCGCGAUGGAUCGCAGUUUGGCCGUCGAUUUAAUAUCCGACGAAGACUACUUCCCCCUGUUUCAGAGGUAUUGCAGGCCGCUGUGCUUCGCCGACGAGCACUACGUGCAGACGCUGGUGAGCGUGAGGAACUACUGGAGCAGGAACGCGAACAGAAGCUUAACUUGGGUGGACUGGUCCAGGCGCGGGAUGCACCCGGCAAAAUUUGGCCGGAGCCAGAUCAACGUGGAACUUCUUCAGAGGAUGAGAAACGGGAGCAGUUGCAGCUACAACGGCGAGAGCACGAGGGUUUGCUUCCUGUUCGCUAGGAAAUUCUUACCGAAUACCGUAAGCAGGCUGGUGAGAUUAGCUCCAAAGCUGAUGGGGUUUGGUUAGACUUAAAGGAUCAUAAAUUCUCAUUUCAGGAUCAAUGUUAUUUUAUUCGUCAGUAUACGCCACCGCUGAUUACUAUUGAACUCUCGAUGUGCAUCUGAAGAGAAAUAAGACGUGUUCACUGAUUGUGAAUCUA